This is a messenger RNA of Zootermopsis nevadensis, 4534 nucleotides long. It is a transcript of the gene Strump, whose product is annotated as WASH complex subunit strump. Lineage: Eukaryota; Metazoa; Arthropoda; Insecta; Blattodea; Termopsidae. Gene Ontology annotation, cellular component: endosome; WASH complex. Gene Ontology annotation, biological process: regulation of actin nucleation; actin filament polymerization; endosome fission. The record is from RefSeq and is a predicted model, not a curated record.
GUGAAAUAUUUUCUCCAGGAAAGUAGGCGGACCAUGUGUAGAUUAAUUGCUAACAAAAUAUAGUUUUUGUAACCUUUUCUUAUAUUCAUUAACUCAUUUCUCUGAUGUGGCUGCAUAUUUUACUAUUUAAAUCAGUGACUGUGGCGUAAAUAGCAUCUGGUGUGGCACUACGAAGUAUGUUUACGUUAUAGGAUAUUUUUAAAUAAAUAAUUAUAAUGAGCGAUUCGGAUUCCAACCUAGUUGUAUAAUUGGACGAGAUAAGAGUAGAAUUGUACAAUAUAAAAGUCCUGCUUAAAAUGCCUUGAAGUCCAUUACAUUUGAAAACUGCAACAGUAUGGCAGAAUUUCUUGCUGAGAAUAACCCUUGUGGACAGAGUAUCCUUCGUCUUGUCUCAAGAGGGAAUGCGAUUAUUGCGGAACUUCUGCGUCUCAAAGAUUAUAUUCCACCAGUUUUCAGGCUAGAAACAAAACAAGACCAACAGAAGUAUGGAGAAAUCAUUUCAGAUUUCAGCUACUUUAAAAUGUCUGAUGAGUUUGAUCAGAAAAUAGACAGUAACCCUCAAUUACAAGACUUGGAUGAAGAAUUCAGAGAAAACUACACUGAAAUUCUCACACGUUUCUACCUGGUGUUUGAGAGUUUGCACAAAUAUAUUACGGACUUGAAUCGUUUCCUGGAUGACUUAGAGGAAGGCCUGUUCAUACAACAGACUUUAGAAAGUGUGCUUCUCAGUGAAGAGGGCAAGCAGCUAAUGUGUGAGGCACUCUAUUUAUAUGGAGUGAUGCUACUUGUAGUGGACCUUCAUAUUGAAGGUGUGGUAAGGGAAAGAAUGCUUGUGUCAUACUACCGCUACAGUGCACAGAGAUCCAGUACAGAAAGCAAUAUCGAUGAUGUCUGCAAGUUGCUUCGCUCCACUGGAUUUACUAACACUUCAGCCUCAAAGAGGGCACCCAACUACCCAGAGGUUUAUUUCAAGCGUAUCCCUGUGAAUGUUUUAUAUGUAAACAUGGUGCUGGGACGGCUGAGGUCAGAUGAUAUAUAUAAUCAGAUUUCAGCGUACCCUUUCCCUGAACACCGCAGCACUGCACUAGCAACUCAAGCAGCCAUGCUGUACAUUUGUCUGUUCUUUGCACCUUCUGUUCUUCAUACACAAACUGCCAAGAUGCGAGAGAUAGUUGAUAAGUACUUUCCUGACAACUGGGUGAUAAGCAUCUACAUGGGAAUCACAGUGAAUUUAGUUGACUCAUGGGAACCAUAUAAAGCAGCUCGUACAGCUCUGAGUAACACUCUUGACUCUUCCAAUGUGCUGGACAUUGCUGCCCGUUAUGCUAAAAGAAUGCAGAAAAUGAUACCUCAUACUCAACAGCUGUUGAAAGAAGGAGCAUUGAUUGAAGAGAAUGUCUUAGAUCAUGUUAGCAAAGUGACAAAUGUGGUCCGUGAAUGCAAUGUUACUCUGCGUUGGAUCAUGCUACAUGCAUCCUCACCUGGUCCUGCUUGGGAAGGGAAUAAACGGUGCAAGCAAAUUCGAGACCAAGUGACUGCUGAUGCCAAGUGUAAUCCUCUGCAAGUAUUUGAAUUAUUAUUGAACACAGCACAAUUUGAACUCAAGAUUAAAGAUAUGUUCAAACAUUUGCUGAUGGAGAAACAGAACAAAUGGGAAAAAUACAAGAAAGAAGGUGUCGAGCGCAUGAUGGAGCUGUCUGAGGUGUUUUCAGGGACAAAGCCUCUCACUAGAGUUGAAAAAAAUGAAAAUCUUCAGUCAUGGUUUGCAGCAAUGGGGAAGCAAAUAGACUCCUUGAAGCAUGAAGAUGCAACAGCAUCAGGCAGAAAGAUAGGGCAGCUUAUACAGGCUCUUCAGGAAGUUCAAGAGUUCCACCAGUUAGAAAGUAAUCUACAAGUGCGACAGUUCCUAGCUGACACAAGACUAUACCUGCAUCAAAUGAUUCGCACCAUCAACAUCAAAGAGGAUGUUCUCAUCACCCUGCAGAUUGUUGGAGAUCUUAGUUAUGCAUGGGAAAUUGUUGAUUCAUACACCAGUAUCAUGCAGGAAGGAAUCAAGAAGGAUCCUUCAUUGGUCAUCAAACUUCGUGCGACAUUCCUCAAGUUAUCUUCAGCAUUGGAAAUUCCUCUGUUACGUAUCAAUCAAGCACACAGUCCUGAUCUGGUAUCAGUGUCACAGUAUUACUCUGGUGAAUUGGUUGGUUAUGUUCGAAAAGUUCUGCAUAUUAUCCCGGAAACUAUGUUUGGGUUGAUGGCUCGAAUAGUUUCCCUUCAGACAUCGGUCAUCAAAGAGCUCCCUACUCGACUUGAUAAAGAUCGCCUUAGGGAAUAUGCACAACUGGAAGACCGUCAUGAGGUUGCAAGAUUAACCCAUUCUGUAUCUGUGUUCACUGAAGGCAUCUUGAUGAUGAAGAGUACUCUGGUGGGGAUUAUUAGAGUUGACCCGAAACAACUCCUAGAGGAUGGUAUUCGUAAGGAGCUGGUGAAGCACAUUGCAACUGCCCUUCACAAUGGACUUACUUUCAACCCAAAGGCUAAGACAAGUGAACUGUUGGGAAAAUUAGAAGCUUUGGGGAAGAUAAUGGAUGGAUAUCGUCGCUCUUUUGAGUACAUCCAGGACUACGUGAAUAUAUACGGGUUGAAGAUAUGGCAAGAAGAAGUGUCACGCAUUAUUAGUUACAAUGUUGAACAGGAGUGCAACAGUUUCCUGCGUAACAAAGUUCAGGAUUGGCAGAGUGUUCAUCAGAGUAAGACUAUUCCUAUUCCAAAGUUUCCUCCAACAGACACUACAUCUGUCAAUUUUAUUGGACGCCUGGCCAGAGAACUGAUACGAAUCACUGAUCCCAAGUUGACAGUUUAUAUUGAACACAUGACAGCCUGGUAUGAUCUUAAAACACAUAAUGAAGUCAUAAAUCUAAAGUUCUUCUCCAAAAUUACCAAGUCAGUGGGAACAGCUGGACUAACUGGACUUGAUCGUCUUUUCUCCUUUAUGAUUGUCACAGAACUACAGAAUUACCUGAAUGCCUUGCAGAAAGGAGUUUUGCAGGACAAAGCUUGGCUUGAGAUGUUUGCAGUUGUUUCCAAAGGACUUUCUCCCUGCUGUAAUAUUAUCAGCAAUCCUGGACGAUUCUACUCGCAAUAUACAUCCCGUGCACAGAGAGUUUGGCCCCAGAUUUUGGAUCGGGUGCUGAAAGUUGGACAGAUGCAGUUACUGAGGAAGCACAUAACUUGUGAACUCAACAUAUCUUGCAAAUUUGACUCUAAACACCUGGUAUCAGCUCUGCAAGUUAUGAAUGAUGCAUUGUUGGCUGAGAUUGAAGCCCAUUACAAGGAACCAUCAAAACCAUACCCAAAGGAGUCAAACCCACUACUUUAUGAAUUAUCAACAUACCUUGAUUGGACUGGCAUUAGUAAUCCUUACACGAAGAUCUACGUAACCACCAAGAAUUUGCAGUUUUUCUCAGUACUCUCAUUUCUCUUUGUGGUGUCUCAACUUCCCAAACUUACCUAUGCUAAGAAUGUUGGAAGUCUCAUCACUCGUCGGGUACAAGAUCCAAUGGAUGGGGUUCCAUUUAUAGUCGGCAUGCAGACGUUGUUACGCCAGUUCCAUCCAGAAAUACGUAACCAGUUCUUGUUAUACCUUGGACAAUAUGUGAAGUCACACAUGGAGGCUGCUAUAAGCAGUAGCAGUGGGAAAGUGUCUGAGCUUCCAAAUGAAGUUGUGACAACUCUGCACUUCCUGGAGAGUUUUGCACACUACUCAGGAAUCAGUCGCAAGACACUUGCUGCCCACAUCCCCGAACCGAUCUUGGACCAGUACCAAACAUUAUCAACUUCUUGAAUGCCAGAGUCGUCAAGCAGCUGUUGUGCGAUGUAGGCGAAUGAUCUGUUCGGAUGUGCACAUCCCUAGUCAAUGCAGUCUUUCAUCACAGGUGAACGGAGGAUCAAAUGCAAACCUGAACAAAAUGUGCCACAUAGAUUGCAUGUUACAUUAGUCAGGAAAUAUCUUUUGUAAUGUGCAUUGCCAUAAAGUGGUUGGUUUGUGCAAGCAGACAUGCACAAAUUAACCCAGGUGUGAAUGGGCUAAUUUGUAUGCUGCAGUGACUGUAUAAGAAUUAUAAAAGUGCAGUAUCUUGAUUGUCCAACCUAAUGGAGGGGAGAGGAUGAACAAAUAAUUGUAAAAUGCAAGUUAUCUUAUUUUCAGUCCCCAUGUUGCUUUCAUCAUUUCACCAGUUGAAUGUGCGAUAGUAUCAGAGUAUAGUGUUGGGCAAAAUAGAGUUUAACUCACAUUUGAUCUCACUACACACAAUAACAAGUGGUUGUAGAGUGUCAAAGGAACAUAUAAAAUUAUACUUUUAAAAUGAACAUUCCUCUCCUAGACAGUUAAUAAGGAAAUAUGUAUUUGUUUUUAUACUGUUACUGUUAAAGUUCUAAAUGUUUACAGUACUGAAGCAGAAAUCUAUUAAUGUUUUGUUUGUGUGUGUAUCUAUGUGUAUUUUAUAAAACAAGCUGAUUAAAUCAUGUCUUAAGAGCAUCA